AUGUCUCCCAGAAUCACUAGGUCCUCGGCCCGCCAAGCUGCGAGCCAGGCAGCUCACCAAGCUGGUUCUCUAGCUUCCCCGUCCGCUCCCGGAACUGUAUCUGCUUCCAUCGCACCAGCCUCAACCUCGCAAAGUGACCGAAAGCGAAAAGUAUCCUCCUCCACUAGUCAAGAAAAGCCCCCUACACCUGUUGCGGCACCGCAUCCUAACUCGGGUCGACGGUCCAAGAGACAGAAGAUUUCCGAAUCCCCCUCCAAGGGAACGACGCAGGACACCCUCAACCUUCCUCCUCAAGGAGCUAGGAGGAAGGGUAAGGCUACUGCCGCCAUGGAUGGCAACGGUGAUCAGGCCUCCCCAGCGGAACCCCCCGAGGUCACUGGCCGACCAGUUACUUCCAGCAGAAAAUCAAGUCGCAGCAAAAAGUCCGACUCCACUACUCCCACUUCUGCCAGACGAAGAUCCAGACGUAAUGACGGCAGCAGUGCCGAUCAGGACACCGCAAUGACCGGCACGGAUGAAAACGAUGAACCUGGACCACCUCCGCCACCUCCCGUCGAGAAUCUUGCCGAUGAUAAUGGUCAAGAUCAUGACGAGCAUGGACCUGAAAAUAAUCAAGGCAAAUUAGACAAUCAUGGUGAAGACCAUGAUGAGGAUGAGGAUGAUGAAGACGAAGAAGAUGACGACGAGGACGAGGAAGACCCAUUCGGUGGUUUUGGUGGCUCAGGGGGAGCCGUUGCUGGUCUCUCCAGCACGCUUCGGGCCUUGACAGGCAUGAUGUCCGGUUUGACCGGUCGGCUACGUGAGCUUCUCAACAAUCUGAGAGAGGACGAUCUUUCGGUUCAAGUCAUUGCGCUUCAGGAGCUCUCCGAGAUUCUUCUCGUGUCCAAUGAGGAUAACCUCUCUGGACACUUCUCGCCAGAUUCGUUCGUCAAAGAGCUCGUUCUCUUAAUGAAUAAAGAAGAAAGCCCAGAAGUCAUGCUGCUGGCAUGCCGAUGCCUGGCUAACCUUAUGGAAGCAUUGCCUGCCAGCGUUGCCAACGUGGUCUACGGAGGGGCUGUUCCGGUCUUAUGUCAAAAGCUUUUGGAAAUCUCCUUCAUCGACCUAGCCGAGCAAGCACUGAGUACACUGGAGAAGAUAUCAAUGGAGUAUCCGGCGAAUAUUGUGAGAGAAGGUGGAUUGACCGCGUGCCUGUCGUACCUUGACUUCUUUGCUACAAGCACUCAGAGAACUGCAGUCACCACAGCUGCAAACUGCUGUCGCAACAUCCCUGACGACUCUUUCCCCGUCGUUAAAGACGUCAUGCCUAUCCUUCUCAAUGUCCUCAACAGCAGCGAUCAAAGGGUUGUGGAGCAGGCCUCUCUUUGUGUGUCAGGCAUUGUUGAGAGUUUCAAGUACCAGCCAGCCAAGCUUGAGGAGCUCGUCAGCGUUGAUCUUCUUUGCGCCGUUUUGCGUCUUCUUGUUCCUGGGACGACGAAUCUCAUUGGGUCUGGCAUCCAUACACAGUUUCUUCGAGUCCUGGCUUUUACGGCACGGGCCAGUCCACGACUGUCUGCGGAGCUUUUCAAGCUAAACGUGGUGGAAACUUUAUAUCAAAUCCUGACCGGCGUUUCCCCCCCAAGUGGAACUGAGAACGUUGCCUCCAAACUGGACAGCGUCGUCGUAAUGCAGGCUCUGAUUCACCGUCCGAGGGAGCAAAUCGUGGAGACGCUCAACGUUAUUUGCGAAUUACUACCAAAUCUGCCCCGGAAUGCUGACCCUGCAUUUGGGGACUUCGUUGAGCUUCAUGCUACCACUGAACCCAUUACUCCUUCAUCUGUUGGCGGCAGAAGCCGACGGAGCCCAAACGACAAGCGGCUUGAUCUUUUGGAACAAUGCAAGCCGGAAGUUCGCCGGUUUGCCUUGAUCAUCUUCCCUACUCUUACAGAUGCCUUUUCCAGCACUGUUAAUCUGAGCGUUCGACAGAAGGUGCUUACAGCUCAACUCAAAAUGCUGUCUAAUUUGGAUGAAGAUAUUCUUACAGAAGCUUUGGUUCCUGUCCCCUACGCAUCAUUUCUAGCAUCAAUUCUAUCACAACAAGACCACCCGUCCCUUGUCAUGUUAGGUUUGCAAGCCACAGAGCUUCUCGUAAGCAGGCUUGAGUCCAUUUAUCGGUAUCAACUUUAUCGUGAGGGGGUCAUUCACGAGAUUAACAAGCUGGCAUCCCAAGAGGACCCCUUGGAUUUGAAAAAGGAAGAAACCGAUGACGACAAGGAACAGGGAAGUGAAGACGAGGACGAAAAAGACGAGGGCGAUGGCGAAGAAAAAUCGCAGGACACCACAAAAGAUGAGAUUAACAAUCGUAUGCAGUCUUCAUCUAAUGCUGUAAGCGGCGGUAGUGUUGCAGGCGGAGAGGAGCGUGAGAAAGACGCGGAAGAGGCUGAAGCGGGUGCCGACGACAAUAAUUCUUCUGGUGGCGAAGAUGAAGAUGAUCAUGAUGACGAAGACGCGGACGAUGAUGAAGAAAACGAUGGCGAUCACGUCCCUGGCGAUAUGUCUCCUGCUAGUUCCCGUGGGUCUACCAUGUCGGUGGACAUGGCACCUCAUCGUUAUAUCUCGGAUUUGAAGUCAAUCACAUCUCGGAUUCGGAACGUCGCCAAAAGAUUCCUUGAAACUCAUGAAGGAGGAGAGCAUGCACAAGCCAUGAAAAACAAGGCAAUGCUCAUCCUCAAUGACCUGUCCGACCUGGCUACAGAGCUGGAAACAUACUAUCUGAAACGGACUUCUGCUACGCUCGGAGGAGCGCAAAAGGACAAAGAGCUGUUCGCAAAGCUUGCGUCCUAUUUUGAUACUGACGUUCUUGAAAGUGUUACUAGUGCUGAGCUGUUGGCCUCUGGACUUGUACAGACCUUGCUUGAUAUCUUCAGCAACCCUGACGAGGAACUUGCUCGCACAGCCCAAUCGACCUUCCUUGAAGUCUUUAUGGGCUAUUCACUCAAAUCAAAGCCAAAAACAGCGACGGUAGACUCGCCCGCUACCCCAUUUAGCGUGCUGGUACACAAGAUGCAAGAUUUGCUCAGUAGGUCAGAGCAUUUUGAAGUGCUUACCGUUCAUCACAACAGUUUUGAUGGCAACCGCAGCAGCCCUGCGUCGAUGCUUGGUAAACAGAUCCGACUUCGCCUCGUGGCAGAUGAUGAGUCCAACAUUCCCCGACCCUACAGGAAUAUCAUGGUAUCAAUUCAUGCAAUUGCUACUUUCAAGUCAUUAGACGACUAUCUUCGACCUCGGAUCAGUUUGGCAGAGAGGCCACCGAUUGGCCGCAGAGAUGGACUUUCUAGAGCUCUCGCUGCUGUUGCUGGGAUGGGAGGGCUACAAUUCAGCACCACUGGACCCAGGCUCACUGAAAGAUCACCAUUUGGCUCUGUGCCGCCGCCGCCACCGCCACCACCACCACCUCCUGGGGCUACUGCAACUCCGUCGAGUUCCCGGUACUCACGAAGGUCUAAGAAUCGGUCAAUGCCUCUCUCCAACACCCCGGUGACCCCGCAAGAUCCUUCUGCUGGGCCAUCCCAUGACAAGGGUAUUCUGCGCCGUUCCUCAAGACGUCAAGUAGUAUCAAACGAAGAAACUGCGUUGUCACGACCACCACCAACCGAUGGAGACGACACACAGAACACCCUUGAGUGUGCUGAUGAGAAACAGAUGUCUGAUGAAGAUGACUUGGUUGAUGGUAGCACCCUAGAUGCUAUCGUAGGGGAGCUCGAUGAGGAUAUGGACGGCGCAGAUGCCACCGGAUCUGGGCCGGACCCCUCUGCCGUGAAUCUUGAGGUGGCCACGGGCGGGAAAAUAACUGCAAGAAAGGAUGAUGGAACUAGGGUUCCUACUCCGUCCAGCUCAGCUCUCCACGGCAGUCGCAGUGGUGGGGGCAAUACUGGCGUUUUUGGAGCGCCGCCUCCUCCACCUCCAUCGUCAGGGCAGGGAACUCCGACACCUGCGACAUCACGACCACCCAUGUCGUAUGCUCUGGCUCUCCAAGCAGUACCCCAGGACUGGCAUAUCGAAUUUAGCCUCGACAGCAAAGUAAUACCUAACGAGACCACCAUUUAUCGAGCUGUCCACACAUCGACUUCCAGCUCCGAUGAGCUUGUCAGUCGCAGCAUCUGGUCUGCUACGCAUCCCAUUAAAUUCCGGCGUGUCCCUGGACCAUCUACUGCCGAGCCUGCCACAUUUGGUAGCAACCCAGACAGUGAAGGCGAGACUGUGAAUGGUAUCCCUACAUCUCUAGCGAAGAACCCAACGACGGCCUCUAUCCUGCGGUUGCUUAACAUCUUACAUGAAUUAAAUGCAAACAUCGAGGAUGUCCUGGCCGAGAAUAGGAAUAGUUCUGUCAGCCUCAAUGCGGAGCCUUUGUCCCAGUUUGUCAACACCAAGUUGACGGCCAAGCUGAACAGGCAGCUGGAGGAGCCCCUGAUUGUAGCCAGCAGCUGCCUCCCUGGCUGGUCCGAGGACUUGGCUCGCUUGUAUCCCUUCUUGUUCCCUUUUGAGACGAGACAUCUCUUCCUCCAGUCCACGUCUUUCGGAUACGCCCGAUCGAUGGCAAGGUGGCAGAAUGCGCAGUCUGAAGAUACCCGUCGAGACCGCAAUAAUGACCGGCCAUUUCUUGGUCGACUGCAACGGCAGAAAGUACGGAUCUCGCGACUAAAGAUUCUCGAGUCUGCUCUCAAGGUCAUGGACUUAUAUGGUGCCUCGCAGAGCAUACUGGAAGUUGAGUACUUUGAGGAAGUCGGUACUGGCUUGGGACCAACCCUGGAGUUCUACUCGACGGUAUCCAAGGAAUUCUCCAAGAAGAAGCUCAAGCUGUGGCGUGAAAUGGACUCGGUUGGUUCUGAGGAGUUCGUGACUGGCCAGACUGGGCUAUUUCCUCGUCCUCUGAACCAGGAGGAGCUCUCAGCACCUAAUGGGGAGCGGAUCCUCCACUUGUUCAAGAUGCUUGGCAAGUUUGUUGCUCGAUCAAUGAUUGACUCUCGUAUUAUUGAUAUUCACUUUAAUCCGAUCUUCUUUCGCAUCGGCGAUGCCCCGAGCACAGGCAUCAAGCCGUCUCUCGGCGCCGUCAAAAUAGUUGACCCUGGUCUUGCUCGAUCCUUGAAGACGAUCAAGAAAUUCGCACUGGCCAAGAAGGAAAUUGACGAGGAUCCCAAUCGCACACCUGCGCAGAAAGUAGCAGAUACAGAGUCCAUUGUGAUUGAUAACGUUCGCCUGGAUGAUUUAUGCUUGGAUUUCACCCUACCUGGUUAUCCUAAUAUUGAACUUGAGGAUCACGGAUCUCACAAACGCGUGACUAUCGAGAACGUGGAUAUUUACCUCGAAAAGGUCAUUGAUGUGACUCUCGGAUCUGGUGUGCGUCAGCAAGUCGAUGCUUUCCGAAGCGGCUUUUCACAGGUCUUUCCUUAUUCUGCGCUGAGUGCUUUCACUCCAGAUGAGCUCGUGAGCUUGUUUGGAAAAGUUGAAGAGGAUUGGUCUUUAGAGACUCUUACCGAUUCUAUCAAGGCCGAUCACGGUUUCAACAUGGACAGUCGUAGCGUGAAGAACUUGCUACAAUCCAUGAGCGAGUUUGACGCGCAACAGCGACGCGACUUUCUGCAAUUUACAACGGGUAGCCCCAAGCUUCCAAUUGGAGGCUUCCGAAGCCUGACCCCAAUGUUUACCGUUGUAUGCAAACCAAGCGAGGAACCGUACACGUCUGAUGACUACCUACCCAGUGUCAUGACGUGCGUCAACUACUUGAAGUUGCCCGAUUACACUACGAUUGAGACGAUGAAAAAACAGUUAUACAAGGCAAUGAAGGAGGGUCAAGGCGCCUUUCACUUGUCGUAA
This is a messenger RNA of Metarhizium album ARSEF 1941, 5850 nucleotides long. RefSeq names its product thyroid hormone receptor interactor 12. The transcript is spliced from 4 exons. Gene Ontology annotation, biological process: proteasome-mediated ubiquitin-dependent protein catabolic process; protein polyubiquitination. Lineage: Eukaryota; Fungi; Ascomycota; Sordariomycetes; Hypocreales; Clavicipitaceae. The record is from RefSeq and is a predicted model, not a curated record. Gene Ontology annotation, cellular component: nuclear speck. Gene Ontology annotation, molecular function: ubiquitin protein ligase activity. Bases 1 to 5850 code for a protein of 1949 amino acids.